Messenger RNA from Sebastes umbrosus (honeycomb rockfish), 1723 nucleotides. RefSeq names its product spermatogenesis associated 18 (gene spata18). NCBI's taxonomy places the organism in Eukaryota, Metazoa, Chordata, Actinopteri, Perciformes, Sebastidae. The record is from RefSeq and is a predicted model, not a curated record. Bases 73 to 1590 code for a protein of 505 amino acids. Gene Ontology annotation, cellular component: mitochondrial outer membrane. Gene Ontology annotation, biological process: mitochondrial protein catabolic process; mitophagy by internal vacuole formation. The transcript has 12 exons.
CUCUCUCUCUCUCUCUAACAGCCUCCAUCCUCCUCCUCCUCUAGGUGCAUUUAAAGUAUUACCGGACGGAUCAUGGCGGACACGUUGAGGAGACUGACCAACACGUCCUCCUUCAGCGUCCUACAGGACAAACUGGACAGCUGGAACAAAGACUACCAUGUUAUUUCCUGUGACCAGAAUCUAAACAGAUGUUGUGAGCUGGUUGAACUCACCGCCAAGAUCCAGGGCCAACUGUUCACCAUCCUCAACCUCGCAGCUGCUGAAGGUGGACACUAUGCUGGAGUGGACACACUCAAAGCGCGCCUGCUGCCUUGGCUUGGCACCUGUUUCUCCAUGGCGACGCCCUCGGUCACUGUCGACACCAGUCUGCAGCUCAUCCAGGAAUCAGUGGAGAAGGACCGGAUGAUCAGGGAGCUUUCUGCCUCCCAUGACAACGACAUUCGGAAGCUGUCCUCCACUUGCCUGCAGUUGGACUCAACCAGAGCAGAAUUGGCCGAUGCUCAGAAGGAACUGGAUCAGACAAAAUGCAAAUCAGCAACCACUCUGCUGGCCACUGAAGAUGAAAUAUUGCAGCUGAAAGCAGAUUUGCGAUCUGCACACGAGGAGGUGGAGAUUUACAAAAGGAAGCUGGAGGCUCUUGAUGACUACGAGCGGCAGAUCCGCUUGCUGAAAGAUGAAGUGUCCUACCUGAGCACAGAGAAGGCCCUGCUGCAGGAGAGGUUGGUGCAAAGUCGUUCUCCGAGCCCCUUGCCGAGGCUCAAUCGUUCUCCGAGCCCCUUGCCGAGGCUCAAUUGUUCUCCGAGCCCCUUGCCGAGGCUCAGUCGCUCCUCCAGCCCCAUGAGGAGCCAGUCGCCCACCAGAGCUCAGCUCACCAACUCCUCCCGCUACGCCCGCCUCGUGUCACGCUUCAGUGACCUGUACGCUGAGGAGCGUCUGGAGACCCAGACCCUGCUGCAACGCUACAUUGUCGACUUAGAGAUGGUCCAGAAAAUCAUCUUCAUUGCUGUCGUGGAAUCCUUUAAGACAGCAAAACUGGCUUACCGUCAGUUCAAGCUGCGCGUGAGGAAGUCGUUGUCCUCGUCCCACUUUGGGCUGGAAAGUCUGGAGGACGCAGCUGUGGACUACAUCGUCAGAAACCUGGACCUCUACGACGUUCAGACCAGCAUCAAUGAUGUGAUCAACACCAUGAAUGUGAACCCUCGGAUCUCUUUCCCACCAGAGGUGGACUUUACCCUCAUCAGCGCCCUGAUCAGGGAGACAUGCAGGGUGGCGUUUGCCAUGCAGACGUUGGACCCCCCGCUGGACUUGGCCUUCGCAAGUGAUGGAGAACUUCACAGCGAGAGCAAGUAUCGUCGCAGCUAUGACUCGGAGUUGAGCGCUCCUCUGGUGAUGUACCACCUGUGGCCAGCGUUGGUGGAAGGAGACGCCGUGGUGGUGAAGGGCGAGGCCGUGACGAGAAGGAGCGCUGUGUGGAGUAGAAGCCGGAGUGUCAGCCCGAUCCGCUCCCGCUCUCUCAGCCCAACUCGCAGUCUCGCAUUUAAGAGCCAAAGAAGCCUGUCUCCUGACCGUCUCAGAGCUAGCCACCUGUGAACUCUGGACAAGGAUUCACACCUGUACCUCAUGUCAGUGAAUUAAAGUUUUUGAGGUAUUUUCAUCUGUAUGAUCACACUUGUGCUUCCACCAAAUAAAGCAAUGAAAUCCUUAAAUACUGCACCAUCCAAAA